Hermetia illucens (black soldier fly) is the source of this 1307-nucleotide messenger RNA. RefSeq names its product phosphomannomutase-like. The record is from RefSeq and is a predicted model, not a curated record. The transcript has a single exon. Gene Ontology annotation, cellular component: cytosol. Lineage: Eukaryota; Metazoa; Arthropoda; Insecta; Diptera; Stratiomyidae. Bases 478 to 1239 code for a protein of 253 amino acids. Gene Ontology annotation, molecular function: phosphomannomutase activity. Gene Ontology annotation, biological process: mannose metabolic process; protein N-linked glycosylation; GDP-mannose biosynthetic process.
AUUGUGUUCUUCACAGUUGGAUUCGUCUUUGGUUGCUCGGAUACUGGCAUUUUAGGGGUGAGGGCUUCACUAGCAAUAUAUUGACUUUCCCCACUAUACUAAUCAAAGAAAUGUGCAUGGUAACCGGAAAAUGUCAUCCUCAAAAUUGCAAGUUAACGAUUUAUUCAUUGAGUCUAAUAUUAUGUGGAAUCUGUUACAUUAACGUAAAUUAAAUAAUCUCAAGAGAGUGUUUCAUUGAGAUUUCUUUCGGUUGAUUACUUGCGCUGAUAAGCGUCCGCCUCUCACUAUCACCCAAACAGAGCUUAUGCUAGUAUGACUUAACCGAGGCUUUGCAUAACAGGCAGCUGGCCUAUAGUGACAGUUCCAAUGGAGUAAACACUUUGCAACACGUCAUCAUAAAAGGCAUAAUAAACGAUAUAAAACUUGCAACGAUCCCGAUAAAGUGAGCUUAUCAGACAUAAAACCAACUAAACUAGAAUGAAUCUUUCGCGUCCGGAAAUUCUUCUUCUCUUUGAUAUCGACGGAACAUUGACAUUUCCUCGUUCAUUGAUUGAACCCGACUUUGAAACGUUUUUAUAUGAAAAGGUGAAACCUCGCGCAACUAUAGGAAUAGUCGGUGGUGCUGAUUUAGAGAAAAUGUUUGAACAGAUGAAUGGGCAACGAAUUUUAAAAGAGUUUGAUUUCAUUUUCCCGGAAAAUGGUUUAGUUCAAAUAGAAAAUGGUGUAGAAGUUGGUAAAGAAUCUAUCCAGAGGCUGCUGGGAGAAGAUACUUUACACAGAUUUAUAAGUUAUGCACUGCGAUAUGUAGCGGACCUUAAACUUCCAUUUAAGCGUGGGACCUUCUUAGAAUUUCGUAACGGAAUGAUGAAUAUAUGCCCUUGUGGGCGACAAUGCGCACGAUCAGAAAGAGCUAUAUUUGCAGCAUACGAUAAAGAACAUAAUAUCCGCGAAAAAAUGAUAGCAGAUUUGAAGAGGGAAUUUCACGAUGUGGAUUUGACUUAUAGUAUCGGAGGCCAGAUCAGUUUUGAUGUGUAUCCGCACGGUUGGGACAAAACUUUCUGUUUGCGACAUGUUACCCAGGACCGAUUUAAUUUUAAGGAAAUUCACUUUUUCGGCGACAAAACGGAAAAAGGUGGUAAUGACUAUGAAAUAUUUAUUGACCCAAGAACUAUAGGUCAUAAAGUGGAAACGCCACACGAUACACGUAGAAUUCUAGAAAAUAUGUUUAAUAUUCAAUAGCUUAAUAGGCUUCGUAGUGGUUUGUAAUUUAAAUAUUGUGUUCAAAAUAAAGAAAUAUAAUUGUUUUA